AAGGAUGCCGGCGUCAAGCUAUUCGCUCCAGAGUACGGCGGGAGCUACACUGUGUUCGCAAAGCGCCCGCUCUGCGAUGCCAUCAAAAUGUACUGCCUGCCUCGGCUGUUGUCUCAAUAUAAUACCCUAUUGACACCUGCGUGGACUCGGAAAGUGCACCAGACUUCGAAGGAGAGGGUGGCCCUAUCGCAGACAGCGGCCUUUAACGGCAAGGGGCGGCAAAUGGCCCUGGCUCCAACUGGGUGGUACUGA
This is a messenger RNA of Parathielavia appendiculata, 252 nucleotides long. RefSeq lists its product as uncharacterized. NCBI's taxonomy places the organism in Eukaryota, Fungi, Ascomycota, Sordariomycetes, Sordariales, Chaetomiaceae. The annotation marks the transcript as partial. The transcript has a single exon. The record is from RefSeq and is a predicted model, not a curated record.